This is a messenger RNA of Neolamprologus brichardi, 3391 nucleotides long. The record is from RefSeq and is a predicted model, not a curated record. Lineage: Eukaryota; Metazoa; Chordata; Actinopteri; Cichliformes; Cichlidae.
GUGUGGCUGCGUACCUGCGCACGGAGAGCUCACACGACGAGAAGCAAAAUAUUCAGACGCAAAACAUGGCGAGGUUAAGUGAGCAUGGGAUUCGCCUGAGUUCUAUGAGUCCUUCCUUCCUGAACAGCAACUCCACAAGUCAUACCUGGCCUUUCAGCGCGGUGGCAGAAUUAAUAGACAAUGCCUCAGACCCCGGUGUGUGCGCUAAACAGUUCUGGAUAGAUGUAGUUCAUGAAACGGAUCACCUCUGUCUGUCUUUCAUCGAUAACGGCAGCGGCAUGACCCCCAACAAACUGCACAAGAUGCUCAGCUUUGGUUUUACAGAGAAGGGCUCGGGUAAGGCCAGUCAGCAGGCCAUCGGGGUUUACGGCAACGGCUUUAAGUCGGGCUCCAUGCGCUUGGGGCGUGACGCGCUCAUCUUCACCAAGAACGGCGGCUGUCAGACUGUGGGGAUGCUGUCGCAGACCUACCUGGAAAGCAUUAAAGCCCAGGCUGUCAUCGUCCCCAUUGUCCCUUUCAACCAGCAAACCAAGUUAUUAGUUGUGACCGAGGAUUCACAGGCCAGUCUGACGGCUGUCCUCGACCACUCGAUCGUCAAAUCCCUGGAGCAGAUACAUUCACAUUUUGACUCGAUUCCCUCCAAAAAAGGCACCAAGAUAUUAAUCUGGAACAUCCGCAGGUCAGAAUCACAUGUUCGUGUUACAUUAAAAGUUGAAACGUGUAUCCUGUAUCUGAAGCCGAGGACACAGAUCAUACUGAGGGGGAAGAAGAUUCAGGCCAAACUGGUAGCGAAGAGGCUGAUACACAUUGAGCAUGACGUCUACAAACCCCACUUCAGUAAAGACAAAGUGAAGGUGACCUUUGGACUUAGCCCAAAAAACAAGGAUCACUAUGGGAUUAUGAUGUACCACAAGAAUCGUCUCAUUAAGGCGUUUGAGAAAGUGGGCUGCCAGCUAAAGACUUCGGGCCUAAGAGCGGGCAUCGGCGUCAUCGGCGUCAUCGAGUGCAAUUUUCUGAAACCUGCUCAUAACAAGCAAGACUUUGAGUACACCAAAGAGUACAGACUCACCCUCGGAGCUUUGGGCCUAAAACUCAACGACUACUGGAAGGAGGUGACAGAGAAGAAGGCCAGAGAGCGAGAGUUUCAGGCUCUAGACAAAAAUGAGAAGGAGGUCCAGGAGGAUGUCGAUGAGGGUCCCAUGUGGUUACAGUGUGAAGAGUGUCUCAAGUGGCGAAGCAUUCCUGACGGCUUUUACAGAAUUGCUCCUGAGAGCUGGACCUGCAGCCAGAACCCAAAUUCACGUUACAGAAGCUGCUCGUCACCAGAGGAAACAGAAGAACACGAGGAGCUGUUAACAGCGAGCUAUCAGAAAAGCCACAAGAAACUAGAGUACUCCAGAGGCACAAAACGAAAAUCACUAGAGGUGUCUGAGGUAGAGGAACAAGUGUCUAAACAUCAAAUUGUCUUACGGAGUUCAUCUAAGCCCAGCAAAGUGGAAAACGCAGAUGAACUCACAGAUCUAAAUGACACUUUCGCGAAUGACGAUGCGGAGUCACAGUCGGACACGGGAACGCGGGAGGAGGCCGCCGGAAGAGACACGGUCACUAAAAAGAAGAAUGAAAUUGCAAAAGGAGCGUCGCCCGAGGAAAAUGAGAUAAGUGACAAGAGGCUUCAGGAUGAAGAGAGCGACAAAACGGAAAACGCAGACAUGGAGACAGAAGAGGAGGAGCACUUAGAAACUUUAAGGAUGUCAGAUUCAAUACUGUACGUUGUUAAAAAGAAGCGGUACCUUUGGAAGCUUCACCAGUCCGAUUCAGCAGUUACGGAUAAGGAGUUGCAUUCUGGGAAACAAAGUGAUAUAGUCAAGACAUUAUCCCCAGAAAAAAACAAAAAGGACGCCAGCAGCCGGGUAGAGAACUCAGACACAAACCCACCGCAAACCCACACCGGCAACACAUGGCAGCACUCACUCCCCUCCACACAGCAGACUGUGAUAGUGCCCCCGCUGAGCCGAACAGAAGGGCAGCAGAGCAGGGUGCUGCCCACAGAAGGGGCUAACCGGGAGGCUAAAAUGCAGAGGCUGGUUGGGUUGGAGAAAGAGGCCGAGAAGCUCCGCAGCCUUCUAGGUCUGGAAAUCACAAAGACAACUCGAGGAACGAUGACAAAUGAUGACAGCGACGAAAAAAGUCCAACGCAGACGCUGGAGAAACCAUCGGGACGCAAAGAGGUCGGCUGUCAGACGGACAUGGCUGAGUGCUCUACUUCAUCCUCUGGCCUGAUUCAGGCUGCAGAACUUCAUGGGUUAAAAGCUGUGAGUGAGUCCAACAACCAGCCUGAACUGAGCAGAGCCAGGAAGGAAAAGACUGACAGCCAGACGAGAACAAGACUCAGUGACACUGAGGCCCAUGAAGACAACAGGUCUGUGCAGGAGAAUCUGCAUGACAUCCGCAACAACGUGGUAGUGCUUCUCACGGCCCUCCUGCCCCAGCUGGACCUGGCCGGCAUCAGCCUGGAGACCAAUGACGUAGACAACAUCCUGCAGCAGAUCAUAGAGGUCAACUCCCUGAAGCUAUGAUCAGCAGUCCAGCAGAAGUCUAUUAUUAUUUGUUGUGUCACACAUACUUACACAGUUGUGUUUGGAUCAAUUAAACCAUUUGUUACUUCAGUAUACAGUAUGUAUAUGUUAAUAAUUCUCUUUCUGUUGAUUUGGAGAGUAAUGUCAUUCCCAUGUUUUUCAUAUUCUUGGUGCUGCAUGUGGAUUACGUGUAUAAUAAUGAAGAUUAUAAAACCUGGUAAUAUUUGUGUUCCGUGUGGUAAUCAGUUUGCAGUGUUAAAAUAAAAGACAUGUAUCGAAUUACUUUACCUCAGUGUCUUUCAAUUGACAAAAUUACAGUUCAGGUGUAUAAAAAAUUGCCCUGCACUGAUUACUGUAUCAAGCUGCGAGUGCCAAGAGUUCUUGUUAAGCAAGAGGCUGGGAAAAAGAGACAGGAGAAAUGCUAAGUACUAGUUUGCAAGCCGUUUUUAUAAAGAGAGUUAAGAGGAAAAAAAGUUGUAACUUAAAUUCUUGUAGCUAACUGUCAGGGUCGAGUCACCAAGUCUGACUACUCGUACUUGUGAAGCUGUCUUGUACAUAUGGCAAACGGUUGUCACAUCGUUUUUGAAUACUUGUGCAGUAUAAUCUUUAAGAACAUGAGCAUGUUGGUCAUGAUGUCAGUUAGAAAAUAUGAGGGGGUUUUUGUCUCAGUUCAUCCAUUGAUUUUUUAACUGUUGCUUAUCAUUGUUCUGCUGCUUUUGUUGUUCUUUUUGAAUUAGCUAUUUAAGUUGCUGUACACACUCGGUUGCUGUUUUCUAAACAGGAUUUGUUAUCUUUGCAUUAAAAUAUUGAAACCA